Molecule: messenger RNA, 1447 nt
Organism: Vicia villosa (hairy vetch)
Lineage: Eukaryota; Viridiplantae; Streptophyta; Magnoliopsida; Fabales; Fabaceae
Exons: 3
Coding region: 383-1291 (302 amino acids)
Cellular component (GO): plasma membrane
Source: RefSeq, a predicted model, not a curated record
CUAUUAGGACAAAAGCUACAAUGGUGGAUUAUUGUCUCUGACACUUAACUCUCACUUCAAAGCUUCACACCGUCCAAUUCAUAACUCUUCCUUCUUUGAUUCUUUCCCAACCUAUACAUAAUACAUUCAUUCAUCACAUUUCCCCCAAAAUUCACAAUCUUUUCCCAUCCCAACCCUAAAUUCUCCAUCUUUCAAAUCCCAAACCCAAACCCUCAUAAGGGGUUUUAAACCUUUUCUUCAAAUUCAUCAUUUUCUCUCUCAGAUACCCAAUUUCCACCCCUACCCACAAAAAUUCAAACCAAAAGCUUAAACCUUUCUCAUCUGGGUACCACUAAACCCUCCAUCUUGUAAAGUUUGCUUUUUCAUCCGAUUCAUUUUCAAUAUGCACGCAAAAACUGAUUCUGAUGUCGCUAGUUUCGACCCAUCAUCACCUACAUCAACAAAACGAGCCGUUUAUUAUGUUCAGAGUCCUUCUAGAGACUCUCAUGAUGGUGACAAAUCUUCAACUAUGCAACCAAGUCCUAUGGAUUCACCUUCACAUCAAUCCUAUGUUAACCAUUCAAGAGCUUCUUCUUCGAGUAGAAUCUCUGGUGGGUAUAACUCUUCUUUCGGUAAGAAAGGGAAUAGAAAAGGUAAUGAUGAUAAAGGGUGGAUUCAAUCUAAGGUUAUAGAAGAAGAAGAUGGUGAUUUUUAUCAUGAGAGGAAUGGAGUUUCAAGGAGGUUUCAAUUCUUCAUUGCUAUUGUUGGGGUUCUGUUGGUUUUUGGUGUCUUUUGUUUCAUCAUUUGGGCUGCUAGCUUGCAUUACAAACCUCAACUCAGUGUUAAGAGUUUGACAGUACAUAACUUCUACUUCGGAGAAGGUUCAGACAUUACUGGAGUUCCAACUAAGAUGUUGACAGUGAAUUGUUCAAUGAGAAUGACAGUGCAUAACCCUGCAUCUUUUUUCGGCAUUCACGUCAGCUCCAAGUCGGUGAAUCUUAUGUAUUCUGAGGUCACAGUUGCAACUGGUGAAUUGAAGAAAUAUCAUCAACAGCGAAACAGUCGCAGGACAGUGUCUGUCAAUAUACAAGGAAGCAAGGUUCCAUUGUACGGCGCUGGUGCAAGCUUAGCUAGCUUGAUGGACACCGGUAACGUUACGACGACGCUUGUCUUUGAAGUUAAGUCGCGCGGAAAUGUUGUUGGGAAGUUGGUGAGGACUAAACACACUCAACAUGUGUCUUGCUCAGUAGCUAUUGACCCAAGCAACAACAAAUCCAUCAAAGUUAAAGAGAAUGAAUGUAAAUACACCUAAGAGGUUUUGGCCUAACAUUAGGUCCUCAACCAGUUUAUUGUGUGCUAUUAAUAAAAGUUUAUCUAUACUUGUGAGAGUGUGAAAGAGUUUAUGAAAAUAGCUUAUGAAAACAAUUUAUAGAUUAUAUAAAAAUAUUGACUAUUAUGUUUGAAUUAU